Solanum stenotomum is the source of this 1365-nucleotide messenger RNA. Its product is annotated as aspartic proteinase CDR1-like. The transcript has a single exon. Gene Ontology annotation, cellular component: extracellular region. Gene Ontology annotation, molecular function: aspartic-type endopeptidase activity. Gene Ontology annotation, biological process: proteolysis. Bases 1 to 1365 code for a protein of 454 amino acids. The record is from RefSeq and is a predicted model, not a curated record. Lineage: Eukaryota; Viridiplantae; Streptophyta; Magnoliopsida; Solanales; Solanaceae.
AUGAAGAUGAAUACUCUUUUUUCAACAUUUGUCUUUUUAACAUUUUUUCAUCUUUCUUUGAUUUCUUGUCGCAAAACAAUUAGUUAUCGUGUUGGAAAUGGCUUCACUCUUGACUUUAUCCACCGUGAUUCUCCUCUUUCACCCUUCUAUAACCCGUCAAACACUCAAUCAAAUCGCCUUAGAAAUGCCUUCCAUCGAUCAUUUUCACGUGCUUCUUUUUUCAAGAAGAGUUCCCUUGCUACUCCCAACACAAUACAAUCGGAUAUUUCACCAAUCCCGGGUGAAUACCUCAUGAAAUUAUCAAUUGGAACCCCCCCGGUUGAAAUUGUAGCUAUAGCUGAUACUGGUAGUGACUUAACAUGGACGCAGUGCAUGCCUUGUGAAAAUUGUUUCCAACAAUCAUCACCUCUUUUUGAUUCGAAGAAAAGCUCCACUUAUAAAACUGUGGGGUGUAAUGUUGAAGUAUGUACAUCACUAGAGGGUUCAUCUUGUGUGAAAGGAAAUGUUUGUGAAUAUCAAAUGAGUUAUGGUGAUCAAUCACACACUAUUGGUGACCUUGCUUUUGAUAAAUUCACUUUUCCUUCUACUUCUGGUGAAAAUGUUGUGAUUCCGAAUGUUGCCUUUGGUUGCGGUCAUGACAAUGGUGGAACGUUUAAUAAUUAUACGUCUGGUAUUAUUGGUUUAGGCGGUGGUAAAGUUUCAAUGAUCAACCAACUGGACAAAGAGAUAAAUGGGAAAUUCUCUUAUUGUUUGAUCCCAAUUCCAUUUGACUCAUCAAUUAAUCCAAAUAUUACAAGUCACAUCAACUUUGGGAAUAGUGCCAUUGUGUCUGGUCCUAAUGUCGUUUCAACUCCCUUGAUAAAAAAGGAACCAUCCACAUACUACUAUCUCAACUUAGAAGGUGUCAGUGUUGGAAAUAAGAUGUUGAAAUUCAAAUCUUCUAAGACUUCUCCUUCUGAUAAUGCUAGUGGUGGUGAUGGUCAAGCUGGUAACAUUAUAAUCGAUUCUGGCACUACAUUAACACUUUUGCCUAAUGAUUUUUACUCGAAUUUGGAAUCAACAUUGGUGAAUUCAAUUCGUGCUAAUAGGAAGGACGAUCCAUCAGGGACUUUUCAUCUAUGUUACGAGUCUCAGAAUGAUACUAUCGAUGCUCCAACAAUUGUUACACAUUUUACAAAUGCAGAUUUAGAGCUAUCGCCAUCGAGCACGUUUGCAGAAAUUGAACAAGGUUUGGUUUGUCUUACAAUAGUACCUGCAGAUGAAAUUGCUAUAUUUGGAAACUUGGCACAAGGAAAUUUCUUAAUUGAAUAUGAUCUUGUGGCCAACAAAAUCUCCUUUCAGCCUACAGAUUGUACAAAAUACUAG